Messenger RNA from Diorhabda sublineata, 5340 nucleotides. RefSeq names its product disheveled-associated activator of morphogenesis 1 (gene DAAM). The transcript has 13 exons. The coding region runs from base 492 to 3917 and encodes 1141 amino acids. Gene Ontology annotation, molecular function: small GTPase binding; actin binding. Lineage: Eukaryota; Metazoa; Arthropoda; Insecta; Coleoptera; Chrysomelidae. The record is from RefSeq and is a predicted model, not a curated record. Gene Ontology annotation, biological process: actin cytoskeleton organization; positive regulation of actin filament polymerization.
ACGUUUAUUUUUCCAUAUAAAAUAUUAUUUAUUCAUAACGAGAAUAGAGAAACGUCGAAAUUGUUGUAUUCCAUGUAAUUGUGCUGGGUAUGAAAUAAUCGAAAGUAAAUUUCUACGCCUCCUACGAUUGCACCUUGUGUAUCCAUCCACCUGCCUUCAUACGUUUUCGAUUAACGCAACCGUACGAACGUUGAAUCGACUCGUAAUGGCGUUGGUGAAAGAAUGAUCCGGAGAAUUGGUAAAAUCGAAGAGGUGGUGGGCUCGUGUUUGUUUGUUGUGGUCUCGAUUAUCGUCUUCACCUGUUUCCGUCUACCGACAGAAUCUGUAGAAGCUUCGUAGCGAUCGAGCGGACAAAAAUUUUACCGAUUUCGAGAUAUUUAGUUCGUAAAAUAAAAUGAAAUGUUUAUUGGACGGUUUUUGGUGGUUCUAAUGAGAGUUGUUGCAAUUUUUUUAGUGAUUGUGUAGUAAAAACUUUUUAAAAUAAAAACACAAUGUGUAGCAGAGUGCAAAUUACGGAACUUAUGGAUAAACUCCAUUCGGGGUUACCGAAGUGUUCAUUGAAAAUUCCAGCGUGGGAUAAUUUAACUAACGCCCUGCCUCGAUUACACAUUCCAGCCAUGCCGGCCGUGCGGUCCAAGCGCGGCUGGUGUGGUUGCCUCCAAGAUGAUGAACCGCCCGAAAUAACUUACUGCGUAGUGGAAAAUACAGGUACUCUUACGCUGCAAGCCAUAACCCCAACGCAACCGAUGCCUUCGCAAGAAGAAUUAGACGUCAAAUUCGCCGAGCUUGUGGAGGAGCUCGAUUUGACGGCCCCUAAUAAGGCGGCAAUGAUGAGCUUACCUCCGCAGAAAAAAUGGCAGAUUUAUUGCUCAAGAAAGGGUGAGGAUACUGUGGACCAAACACACGCUCCUGAACAUUACAUUGAAAGACUGCGAACUUUAGCGACGUUGCAAUAUCCAGAAUCGAACGUCGAAGAAGAAGUUAGAUGUAGGACAAAACAAAUAGAUGGUCUGAAAACUGCUUUGAGAACAUCUACGCACAGUUUUGUGAUAAAAUUCAUCGAAUUAGACGGUCUCGUGGCUCUAUUAGAUUUUUUGGAGAGAAUGGACUAUUUUACAUCUCAAAGUACUAUACAUACGAGUAUAAUUGGUUGCGUCAAGGCGCUCAUGAACAAUUCGACGGGCAGAGCACACGUGUUAGCACAUCCGACUAGUAUAAAUACAAUUGCUCAAUCUUUAAGUACGGAAAAUAUAAAAACCAAAAUCGCGGCCCUUGAAAUAUUAGGGGCGGUAUGCCUCGUUUCGGGCGGGCACAAAAAAGUUUUAGACGCCAUGUUGCACUAUCAAAAAUUCGCUUUCGAAAGGACGAGGUUUCAAGGAAUAGUCAACGAUUUGGACAGAUCGACAGGAGUUUAUAGGGACGAAGUUAACCUAAAAACGGCGAUAAUGUCAUUUGUCAACGCCGUAUUGAAUUACGGUCAAGGUCAAGAAAAUUUGGAAUUUCGCCUGCACCUCCGGUACGAAUUUCUAAUGUUAGGAAUACAACCGGUAAUCGAUAAACUUCGCGGACACGAAAACGAAACCUUAAAUCGACAUUUGGACUUUUUCGAAAUAGUUCGGAACGAAGACGAAAAGGAAUUGGCGAGGAAAUUCGAAAAGGAACAUAUCGAUACGAAAAGCGCCACUUCGAUGUUCGAAUUGAUAAGAAAAAAAUUAUCGCACACCUCCGCUUAUCCGCAUCUACUUUCCUUAUUGGAACAUUGCCUUCUAUUGCCCCUAGACUACGGAUCUUAUCCCCAACAUUGGUUGCUAUUCGAUAGAAUCGUACAACAAAUUGUAUUGCAACAAACCGAAGACAAAAACACCGUUAAAGAUCCCGACGUAUGCCCUUUGAACAUAAACGUUAAAGAAAUAGUACAUCUACUAGCGAAAGAAGAAGAAUUAGUAGCCGCUAGAACGAAAGCCGAUGAAUUGGAAAAAGAAAACGUCGAUAUGUCGAAUAAAUUGGCUAAAAAGGAGCAGGAAUUGGAUCAUCGGUUGCAGGAGAAAGAGGAUUUGGAAACUAGUUUGUCGAGGAUUAAGGAAAGAUUGGAAAAGGAAACUAGCGCUCAUAUCGAGACGAGACAAAGAUUAAGUGAAUUGGAAUACAAAGCAGCCGAUCUGGAUCGCCAGGUAACGUCCGAAAGGGGCGAACGCCACCGUCUCGAACUCCUCGUUAAUUCGGGAUCGAUUCCAGACGACGCGAAAGCCAUCAGUCUCAACAAAUCUUUAGAAAAUUCGACGGUAGAAUGUAAAAACGAAUACGUCAACGUUAUACCUCCGCCUCCUCCUUUGGCACCACCUCCGCCGCCGCCCGGACCGCCAGGUCCUCCCCCGCCGCCUUGCGCUCCGUUGGCUCCUCCAACGGAACCAUUAAAAAUCGAAAUAACGAAGAAAAAUAUUCCGCAACCCUCCAAUCCUCUCAAGAGUUUCAAUUGGUCCAAAUUACCGGACGCCAAAUUGAACGGGACCAUUUGGAACGAACUUGACGAUACCAAACUUUAUAAUACCAUGGAAUUGGAUUGUAUCGAUAAGUUGUUUAGUGCUUACCAGAAAAAUGGGGUUACGAAUGACGGGUCUAUAGAAGAUUUGAGACAAUUAGGCAAAAACCGCAGCAAGAUUUUAUCGGUUAUUGAUAGCAGACGAGCUCAAAAUUGUACCAUCUUACUUUCGAAGCUGAAAAUGUCGGACGAAGACAUCACCAAAGCGAUCUUAAGCAUGGACAGCAGAGAACAGUUACCUAUGGAUAUGGUAGAGCAAUUACUCAAGUUUACUCCGAGUUCCGAAGAGGCCGCUCUAUUGGAGGAGCACAGCGACGAAAUUGAUUCUCUAGCUAGAGCCGAUAGAUUCCUAUACGAAAUAUCCAAAGUGCCGCAUUACGAACAACGUCUACGGAGUCUCCAUUACAAAAAACGUUUCCAAGUUACCCUCAACGAGAUCCUACCGAGGAUAACAAGCGUGAUGGAGGCUUCUCGCGAAGUUUCACGUUCGAGGCGAUUGAGAAAACUCCUGGAAAUAGUAUUGGCUUUGGGGAAUUACAUGAAUAGGGGGGCCAGAGGGAACGCUUCGGGUUUUAGAUUAGCUUCCCUGAAUAGAUUGGGCGAUACCAAAUCGAGCGCCUCGAAAGGGACGACGUUGUUGCAUUAUUUGGUGCAGAUAUUAGAAAAGAAGUUCAAAGAUCUGCUUAGACUCGACGAGGAUUUGCCUCACGUGAGAGAAGCGGCCAAAGUAUCUUUGGGCGAAUUGAAUAAAGAUAUGGCGCAACUUAGAGCUGGUCUAAAGGACGUGGCGAGAGAAAUUGAGUUCCAUAGGAGUCAAAGUCCUUUGGCGAAUGAUAAAUUCGUUCCGGUGAUGAGGGAAUUUCAGGCCACCGCGACUUGUAGACUUGCCGAAGUCGAGGACCAGUACCAAGACAUGAAGAAUCGUUUCGAUAGAGCCGUCCGUCUCUUCGGAGAAGAUCCGGCGAAUACGCAACCGGACGAAUUCUUCGGUAUCUUUGAUACUUUUUUGAGCGCUUUCGCCGAGGCACGACAAGACAACGAAAAUAUGCGCAGGCGUCAAGAGGAAGAAGAAAAACGAGCCAAACAGGAAGCCGAUUUGAAAAAAUUGACGCUCGAAAGGAAACAUAGCAGAGAAGGUAUAUUAACGUCGAUUAAUAAAAGUUUGAGUUUGAAGAGGGGAGAAAAAAAUGGCGAUAAAGGCGAAUUCGACGAUUUGAUAUCGGCGUUGAGAACCGGGGAUGUUUACGGAGAAGAUAUUGCGAAAUUUAAAAGAUCGAGAAAAAGUAGGGUGAGUAUGGGAACCUCUCCUCCAAGAAGAAACUCCUCGGCUCGGGAGGAUAGCAGGGAGCGAGUGGUUACUAACGGUAGAAGACAGUAAUCAAGAUCUUAUGUAAAAAAAGUCUCAUUAUAAUUAUAAUUUUUAUAAUUUCGUGUCUGUAAAUUGUUUUUUUUUUCAGUGUAUAUAUAUAAUUUUACUAAUGAUAAAACAAAUGUUAUUUUUAUAUAUUUUGGGGGGGGUAAACAAAUACAUCAAUCUCAAUUUAUGUAUUUUUUUCUAUACGGAACAAUGAAAACUACAACUUUUGAUAAACUCAACUUUUAACUUUACCAUUUUUUAGCAAAUCGAUGCUUAACAAAUUUGUGAUGAACCAACAAUAGUAUGUAGUAUUUUAUAUCGAGUAGCACCUAGUUUAAACGUAAAUGUAACAUUAAUAACACAAAGUGAUUCAAAAUUACUCUUACACAAGAUGAAAACAAUAUAAGCACUUAUUUUAUUCCGAAAGAAAUGUCAAAUCUUCUUCUUUUUUUAUCCUUAUUGAUCUUUUUCAAAUAUAACCAUCAAGUGAAAUUAUCGGUCAUUCUUCUUUUUACAAUUAGUUUGUCAUUGAUAGUCGCAUUUUAAUGGAAGAUAUCAAAACAUAACUAACCUAACAAUCAACUCGAACGUCAACAUGACAUUUUAAACGUCAUUCUAUUUACGUAAAUGUGUAAUUUAUAGAUAGCUUUGUUCCCAUAAGAUAGAAAUGUUUUUAUUCGAUUAAAUCACAAAAUGAAAAUAAAUGAUCACAUAUUUAUGUGAUUGGUAUAUGAGCGAUCAGAUCAUUAAACUACUUUUGUAUGCAAACCACUAUGUUACUGUGUAUAAUGUGUUGCAUAAUUUAGCCAAUAUAACUUCCACAUACGUAAACCUAAUUUUUUUAAAAAGCUUCGGGGCCGAUUGUAUUUUUAAUUUUGAAUCACCAGUGACAUACUCGUAAAAGUUAUUUAUUGGAAAUUUACAAACUGUAAACCACAUUCCAAAAUAUCAAUCAUAUUAGAUAUAAAAAUGAAACAUUUUGGAAUUUUGUAAAAACAACUAAUAUACAGUACGUCCGCAAAUUUCUAAGCUAAAUAAAAUAUUUAAUAUCCGACCCAAUCAGAUUUCUACAAAAUGUUCAUUUUGGAAAUAAAAAUAAUGAGAAAGUAUAAAAUGAAAUAUAAGUUUGGAAAAUUGAAAUUAGGAGGACAUGUCAUAUGAAUAAAGAUUAAAAAAAUAAAAUUGAUAAAAUAUAGCCAAAAUAAUAAAUGAAAACGUUAAUAUCGAAAUUAUAAAAUGAUUUAAUUAAUAGUAUGUUUCAAAAGUUAAACAAACGUGGUUUUUUAAGGACAUACUGUAUAAUAUAUUUACGUGUUUAUAACAAAGUAGUUGCGUAGUUUAAAUGUUUAUAAUAAUAUGAAUAUAGCAAAGACGAUUUGCGCUAUGCAUUAAAAUUGAACUGAUUUACACAUUUUAAUGUUGAAAUAUAUAAUUGUUAAUUUAU